Molecule: messenger RNA, 564 nt
Organism: Myzus persicae (green peach aphid)
Lineage: Eukaryota; Metazoa; Arthropoda; Insecta; Hemiptera; Aphididae
Exons: 2
Coding region: 66-410 (114 amino acids)
Source: RefSeq, a predicted model, not a curated record
UGUAUAAUUUCUUUUUUUUCUCAGGACGAUGUUGAUGAUAAUAAUAAUAAUACGUCUCUUGCGUUAUGGAUUCGGGCUUAGAUUUAUUGCUGGAGAUUUCCGAGAAGAAAAAAAAUCCAAACUUUUUACUCCGGCUUGCAGGCGGCACUGAGACUAAUAUUAAUGACGGCGAUAAGUCACGACGGUCACAUGAUUGCCGUGUGUACCGCGCCGUUGACAAAUCUGACCACUGUUCGAAUUCGUCUUCUCGCACACCAUGUCGACGCCAAAACAAAUACAAUACUACCGGAGAUCCACCUCGAACAGCGUCUAGACUUGUCGAAAUAAUAAAAACCGUAUCGUUCAAUAAAUAUUUCGAAUCGUUGAAACAGAAGGAGUUGGUGGUGAGGAAUGAAAAAGCACAUUAUUGACAUGUUGAGAUAUCUGCGGAAAAGUUGUUCAUUAACAUACAAUUAUGUAUAUCAGCGCACACGAGUUACCAACAAAGUAGUAAAAUAUAGACAGUACCUACACAUACGAUAACUGCUUAUCAGUAAGCCUGGUCAAGUAAAUGAUAAUUUUUAA